This is a messenger RNA of Myxocyprinus asiaticus (Chinese sucker), 1740 nucleotides long. Its product is annotated as transmembrane protein 121-like. Bases 603 to 1589 code for a protein of 328 amino acids. NCBI's taxonomy places the organism in Eukaryota, Metazoa, Chordata, Actinopteri, Cypriniformes, Catostomidae. The record is from RefSeq and is a predicted model, not a curated record. The transcript has a single exon.
CAAGCGAGUACAUGUACUUUUUACAGUAAAUUAUUGUUAAAAUUACAGUAAAAAACAAUAAUCAGGCGUUCCCACAAUUCCCUGCAUGACCCAUCAUAUUUCAUUAUAUUUAAUGGGAACAGUUAUGUUUCUUCUUAUUUUUAAUAUCAGUUACGUAUAUUGGGGUGUUCUGUUUUAUAUUUGGUGUAGUUUAGUUAAUGUUUACUGCAUAAUUUUAAUUUCACAUGUGUUACCCUGAUGGUGUUUAGUGUUUGUGUGAGUGAACUUCAUGUCAUCAUGUGCUCUUCUGCCAUUUGUAUGGUGAUUAACAAUAACUUAUAGAAGGUUAAUAUCAAGUUUGACUUUUUUUACUGUAAAUUUAACAGAAUUAAAUAGAUAACACACUAAAUGUUGCAUCAUUAUCUGCUACCCUAGGGUGACAAAUUUAGUGUUAUACCUGUGGGGUCACGCUAUCUAGAAAGAACAAUUUAGAAUUAGAAAGGCAUUCUCUAACAGCUUUUUUGGUCUCCAAUCUCUGCCAAAUCCUUGGCACAAACCUGCCCAGCUUGAUCGAAUAUUCCACUGCACCUUCCAUCUUUCUUACCUUGUCCCUGCUAAUCAGUAUGGUCCCACCUCCCCCUUCUAACAAGCCACACGUUUGCCUUUCGUGUGUGCUCAUCAUGAGUAGCAUGGCUCUACUGGACACCUACCUGGUGGAGCAGAAUCAAGGUCCGCGGAAGGUGGGCAUCUGCAUCAUGGUGAUGGUCGGGGACAUUUGCUUCCUCAUUGUCCUGAGGUACAUAGCAGUCUGGGUGGGUUCCGAGGUACGAACUGCGAAGCGUGGCUAUGCCAUGAUCCUUUGGUUCUUCUAUGUCUUUGUAUUGGAGAUCAAGGUCUACUUCGUCUACCAAAACUACAAGGCGGAAGGCGACAAUGUUGAUGCACUUACCUGCAAGGGUCUGACGGUGCUACUCUCCAUUUUCAUACCGGGACUUUAUGUUACGCUAGCAGCCAUUGACCAUAUGGAAUAUGUUCGGCCAAUCAAGAAGAGGGAGGAGCUUAGAAGUCGACUAUUCUGGGUUGUGGUGGAUCUACUGGACAUUUUGGACAUUCAGGCCAGUUUGUGGGAGCCUCAAAGGAAAUGGCUUCCCCUAUGGGUGGAAGGCCUUACUUUUUUCUACUGCUACAUUCUACUUCUGAUACUGCCGUGUGUUUCGUUGAGUGAAAUUAGCAUGCAAGGUGUCAAUAUUGUGCCACACAAGAUGUUGCUUUAUCCCAUACUGAGUUUGGUUGCUAUCAACGUUAUUACGAUUUUUAUACGCGGAGGGAAUAUGGUGUUUUAUAGGGAUGUUCGAGUGUCUGGUAUACUCAUGGGUAAGAACGUCAUCGCCAUUGUCAUGAAGACGUGCAGCUUCGUGCAGUACCGGAGGCACCUGCAGGAGGGGCCAGCGCCUGCUCUCGCACCAGAACUACAGAGGGAUGCAGUACCACACAGUUCUAGAGGUGCAGUACCACUGGCAAUGCCCUUGUCUGUUACCAUGCCAACUCCGCAGGUGGUCAUACAAGAUCUCACGACACUUCCAGAAGAAACCGAACUUGAGGAAACAUGACAAAAGGCAGAAUUGGAAGACUUGGAUGUGCACUAAAGAAAUGUAGUUACCGUACAGCUUAAAUUGCUUUGAGUUACGUGUCCUAAUAUGUGUUCAAAAGUAGUCGACUCAAAGCUAAUUAAAUAUCAUUAAUUGUUAAAUGCCGUCAAUA